AUGGAAGCUAGCAUCCAACUCAUGCAGGUUAUCCAAGAAAUGAGGGCAGAAAUCAACAAACUACAGGAAGAGAAUCAUACCCUCCGUGUGAAGCUGACUUCAAUUAGUCAGACGGCUUCUGGCUCAGAAAAGGAAUCCGGAGAUGAAAGGGAAGAAGCAGAGUACGGACAAACUCCAGGAGCCCUUCCUCAUGGUGUUCCAACUGAUUCUCCAACAGCUUUGCAGGAACAAGGCAAUGUCAUGAUUGUCAGACGCUACUCCGUUUCUCCAGUAGUUCACUCCUGUGCAGUGAAUGACCCCUGGAAAGCUCAAAACAGACUUCCAAACAUCAUCGGAGCAUCACUGGCACGUUCUUCCACUAGAAAUCAAGACAACAGAGAAAAGAUGCUGUCUGUAGAUGCUUACAGCAGCAGUAGCUCCAGCCAGAGAGCUUCUUCUGAUCACAGUUUUGUUUGCAGGGAGAAGACAAAGACAGUCAGUUUCCAGUUACCUAAAAAUAGGUCAUCAGUUCCCAAGAAUCCACAUCCUUCGAAGUUCUCAGCAAAUCAGAGCAGAGACCAGCUAAACAUCAUUGCAGAAAAAGAUGUGUGA
This is a messenger RNA of Chionomys nivalis (European snow vole), 591 nucleotides long. RefSeq names its product coiled-coil domain containing 195 (gene Ccdc195). The transcript has 3 exons. Bases 1 to 591 code for a protein of 196 amino acids. Lineage: Eukaryota; Metazoa; Chordata; Mammalia; Rodentia; Cricetidae. The record is from RefSeq and is a predicted model, not a curated record.